AUGAGUUUAGAUCUUGAGAUCCUUGAGAUCUCCAUCGGCCUCUUCCACUGCGCAGUGCAAAUGAACCUGGCGAGUGACGCCCAGAUGCAGUCGACUGCCAUCCAAGCUUGCGGCCAACGGUCAGCAUUUAGCCCUAACUCCCUCACUCGGAGACGGGCUCAGCAGUGGCAACGAGCGCUGGAGAUUUUCGCCGAUGGAACAGGGGGCCGCGUGGCCUUCAACGCGAUUUUAGACGCCGCGGAGACUCUGGAGCUUAGCCGAUCUCUGUUUGAGUUGGCGCUCCGGCGUGGCGUCUACCCAGGCCUUUUGAAGGACGGUUAUGGAACCUUGGACCUCCAUGAACUCUCAGCCGGGGCGGCCUCCGCUGCUGUGCAAUGGUGGUUGGAGCACGUUGCUCCCACUAUCUGUGCAACUCGUGAUGUCAGCCGGCUGGAGAUCGUUACGGGAGUCGGCAAGAGCCGCAAGGCAUGGCGCGGCGAGUAUGCCAGCGACGUGCGCCAGGCAGCUUGCAAAGUUCUCGCUGAAAGCGGCUUUCGCCAGGUUCCGGCCAGCAUUCCCGGACGCUUAGCAUUGGCAGCGCCUCUGCUCAAUGCCCUGCAAUACCGGCUCUCAACCGGUGUUUUUGGGAAUGAGACGUCUCCAAGGUAUCCUGCCGAGGGCCGACCGGUGAACUCUGUUCCAGGCUCCUCGAAGCUCGUGACGCCGAACGAGCCUCCGGUUGGACCGGCCCCAUGCUCGGAAGAGCUUUCCUUGGCAAAAGGUCUUUCGGCCACAGUCGACACCGGAGCGGACGAGAAGAACACCGAGGUGGAGGCAGAGUCCAUGAAAGCCAUGCCUCGAAAGGAGCUGCAGAGCGCCUUCAGCACAGAGUUCAGCCGCCUGGCCGAGCGGUUGACGCGAGAUAUUGCUGGUGAGCAGAAGCUGGAGCAGCUUGCCCCUGGCUUAGUGGACAAUGAAAGCAAAAUGAGGGCCCACGCGCUGGCCGAGAUCAGGAUUUUUCGCGAAGCCGCGGAACCGCGUGCGAUUGCCGCGGCGCAGCGUGCCCUCAGCAACCUGCGGGAGGCCGACAGCCAGGGGACCGAGCUUUCGGAGCUCAUUCGGCCCGGGUCCUACAUGGAAGCUUCUCUGUGGCUUCGCCCAGGGGCCGAGAAGGACUUCGACAAACUCCAGAAGGAGGUGCAGGAGACGCGAGAUAUGGUUUUAAGUCUCCAGUCGAGGCCCGUGCUGGAGAUCCCAUCGGAACACAGCCCGCAGAACCUCAAGGUGCAGCAGCUGGAGGCAACUCUUACCGACAUCCGCCGUGAUUUGGUCGGAUGUGUGGAUGCCCAAGAGCAGGUCGAGAAGCUUAUCCAGUCCUUGCAGAGAGAUUGCUCAGAGGUCCAGGAGAAGGACCCAUACAAAACUCUUGACAGACUCGCAGAAGGGGAGGUCAUCGACAUGGAGAAAGAAGGAAAUGUCGAUGUAGACAGGAUGGCGCCAAUGCCGGAGGCUGCCAUGCGGCUGGGCAGAGUAAGGAAGCUGCUCUUGGUGCGGCCAGCAGUGCCAGCACCUCUGGAUCCAAACUUUUCGCCGCUGAUUCUGGGCAAGCGCAACUAUCUCAAGGCCGUGGCCGCUAGUGGCAGCAAGGCCACGCUUGACUGGGCCCUGCCACGAGCAGAUGGCUGCGCUCGCUACACGCUGCCUGUGUUUGCAGAGGACAGCAAGGAGGUCGAAGCCUCGAUAUAUCUGGUGGGAGUCCUCAUCCAAGAGCAGAUUUGGCAGCGAAGCGCCCAGUCGAUGAUGCUCUGCGGUCCAGCAAAGAUCUGCGAGGCAUUGAAGAAGGAGUUCUCCGUUGGCGGGACCUACGAGUUUGAGGUCAAGUCGAUGCCUAACGUGUGCGGGACUCCAGAUAGCGCGUUCUCCGUGAGCAUCGUCGCUAGCACAGCUGCACUGCCUGCAGCAAAGGACACACCGCAGGUGUGCGGCAAAGAUGCCUCCGGUUGCAGACUGGCCUUCGACCUUGGCAAGAGUGACAUUAAGACCGUGGCUGUCAAAGACAACCAGGUGGUCUACUCGAAAGAGACAGAGUGGGACGUCACAAAUGCGGACCCCGACUAUCAUUACAAAGCGAUCGUCGACGCUUUGAAAUUGGCAAAGGAGAAGCUGCCGACCGUCCAAGCCAUAGGUGGCAGUGCCACAGGAACGGUUGGCGCCAACAACGAGGCCACCUGGUGCGACAUUUUCCCCAACGUGCCACCACCUGUCUACAAGGCCAAAGUGGUGGAUAUUUUCCAGCGCAUCUCCAAAGAAUUAGCUGGGAACGUGCCCCUGAAGGUCAUCAACGAUGGCGAGGUUACGGCUUUGGCAGCGGUGCAGAAGCUAGGCGGCAAGGGCAAC
Molecule: messenger RNA, 2376 nt
Organism: Symbiodinium necroappetens
Lineage: Eukaryota; Dinophyceae; Suessiales; Symbiodiniaceae
Source: the annotation of a GenBank genome assembly